This is a messenger RNA of Aureobasidium melanogenum CBS 110374, 1554 nucleotides long. RefSeq names its product putative MFS allantoate transporter. Gene Ontology annotation, biological process: transmembrane transport. Bases 1 to 1554 code for a protein of 517 amino acids. The transcript is spliced from 10 exons. Gene Ontology annotation, molecular function: transmembrane transporter activity. The record is from RefSeq and is a predicted model, not a curated record. Lineage: Eukaryota; Fungi; Ascomycota; Dothideomycetes; Dothideales; Saccotheciaceae. Gene Ontology annotation, cellular component: membrane.
AUGCUUUUCCAGCACCAGAGUGUAGUGUCUGAGACCCAACGCGAUGAACCCUCAUGGUGGAGCAAGAUCAACUUGAAAGACGAUGGCGAUGUUGCCCAAACACUCUUUGCAACACAGGCCCACGAGCCCAUCGAUCCAGCAGAGGAAGCAAGAGUGGUUAGGAAGAUUGAUUUCAUGAUCCUGCCAUACCUAGCUGUCUGCUACGCCUUCUUCUACAUCGACAAAACCACUCUUAGCUAUGCCGCCAUUUUCGGCAUUCGUGAGGACUUGAAGAUCCAUGGCGAGCAGUACAGCUGGUUAUCCUCAAUCUUCUACUUUGGCUUCUUGGCUUGGGCGCUGCCGACAAACUUCUUGUUGCAGCGAUUCCCGGUUGGAAAAUAUCUAGGUUUCAAUAUCUUCAUGUGGGGAGCAUUGCUCAUGUGCCAGGCAGCGGCGAAAAACUUCACAACUCUGGCUAUUUUGAGAGCCCUUUCGGGUGCUGCGGAGGCGUGUUCGGAUCCGGCAUUCAUGAUUAUCACCUCUAUGUGGUAUUCGAGACGCCAGCAACCCAUUAGGAUCGGAAUCUGGUAUACCGCAAAUGGCUUCGGUAUUGCUUUGGGUGGUCUUCUGGGCUAUGGUAUUGGCCACAUCAAAGCAGGCUUGCCUUCAUGGAAAUUCGAGUUCCUUAUUAUCGGAGCCCUCUGUUGUGUCUGGGGUAUAGUGAUGAUGAUUUUUCUUCCCGACAGUCCGGUCACCGCCAAAGGCCUCAACGAGAGAGAAAGGAGGAUAGCUGUGGAAAGAUUGAGAGAUAACCAGACUGGUAUCGAGAAUAAGCAUCUAAAGUGGUAUCAGGUCCGGGAAGUAGUUACUGAUUACAAAACUUACCUUUUCUUCUUGCUUGGAGUGGUUGGGAAUAUUCCAAAUGGAGGUAUAAGCAACUUUGGUACCAUCAUUAUCAAGGGAUUCGGAUUCAGCACCUUGGUCACGACCUUGAUGCAGGUACCUUACGGUAUUUUCAUAGCCAUCAGUAUCCUCACUUGUGUGUUCUUGAACGACAAGUUUGCAUCCAAGGGCAGCCAGACGAGGUGCUACUUUAUCCUCUUGUUCUUACUACCAAACAUCAGCGGAGCUUUCGGGCUUAGUAAGUUCCAACGUUUUUUGGGCGCGGAUAACAAAGCUGGAAGACUGAUAUGCUACUACCUGACUGGUCCCUAUAAUGCAGCUUUUGUUAUGAUUCUCUCUUUGACUACUGCCAAUGUUGCUGGACAUUCCAAGAAGGUCGUAACAAAUGCCAUCCUCUUCCUCGGUUAUUGCACAGGCAACAUCGCAGGACCAUUCUUCUAUAAACCAUCGCAAAGCCCUCGCUACGAGCUCGGCAUUUGGAGCAUGAUUGUCAGCCACUUGAUUGAGGUUUGCGUCAUCCUCUUGCUGCGUCUACUCCUGAGCAGGGAAAAUCGCCGUCGGGACAAAAUCCAGAGUGCUUUGCCUGGUGGUUUAGAGGGCAGAGAUUUGAACGCGACCGCAUUCGCCGAUAUGACUGAUCGUGAAAAUGGGAAUUUCAGGUACAUUUACUGA